AUGGCUCUCAAGGCUAAGGGGAAACGACCAGCUCAGACUAUACGAGGCCCAUCCAAAAGGCGAAAAAUUGCGCCUAGCAAGGAUGCUGCCGACGGACGAAUGGCAAAGAGCUCUAAGGCAAAGAGCUCAAAGGCCAAGGGUAAGGGCAAGGAGAAGGCCAUGGACAGGGGGAUCAUACCUAUUCCCGUCCUCGGAAACGACGAAGAUAUGGAGCUAUCCGACGAAGACGUUGACAUGCUCGAAGAGUACGGAAGUGCUGUAACCUUCUUGGACAGACUGGAUGAGAAGGGCAUUACUCGGAGCAAGAAGGAGACUGAACGGCUGCAUCAGCUGCAUAAGCCCGCUCGCCAAGCAGUCGAGGACGAUCUGCCCUCCAUUGACUCUCACGAUGAAGACGAAGACUCUUGGAGCUCAAAUAUCGAUGAAAAUGACGAGGAUGGCCAUGAGGACGACGGUUCACAAUCGUCCGAGGCUGAUGAUGCGGGCGGCUCGUCAGCAAGCUCAAGCACACAUUCGAAGUACAAGCGAAUCCGAGUCAAUUCGGAUGAUGAAAUGUCCUACGAAACCUUUCCACGCAAGCGUCGGCCAUCAUGGGAACCAGAGUCGGACAAGGAAAAAGGUAUCCAGCGCCUACCUAUCAAGCUCUCGGACGGACGGAUACAGAAAAGCACCAGCAAAGUCAUUCUCGACAAGGCUGAGGAGAGCGACGAGGAUGACGAAGAGGAAAUGGACCAGGAAGAGUCUCAGCAACAACGCCCACAUGGAGUGGAGGAUGUGUCCACUGGUGCUCGCUUUGGACGACCUGCGGUCGUCGACGUGAUUGGGAAUAAGUCUCGGAGAGCCAGAGUACAGGGCGCCAAAGAGCAAAUCGCGGGCAUAUGUCAAGACAUCGUGUCUGAUCCCGAGAACAGCCUCGGUCUCCUGCGGCGUCUGCACACGUUCUCUCUUCCUGAAAUUUCAACACCCACGCAUCCCGAACCCGUUACCAACGACAUCAUCAUCCGCAGACUGACCCUUUUAUCGCAGUUGGCUGUCUUCCAGGACAUCAUCCCGGGCUACCGCAUCCGUGCAUUAACCGACAAAGAGAAAACAGAAAAGGUCAGUCAAAUGGUGCAGCGCACCAGAGACUGGGAACAGGGUCUCGUGAGUGUUUACCAGUCCUACCUGCGUACGCUCGAGGCGGAAGUCAAAGCGAAGAGCGAGCUCGCGGAGAUGGCGCUGCAGUGCAUGUGCACCUUGCUCGUCGAGGCGACACACUUCAAUUUCCGCAUCAACCUCAUGAACUCCGUCGUCGCCAGCCUGAGCCGGAAGUCCUGGGACAAGUCCUCGGAUCUCUGCCUAAACUCUAUCAUCAAAGUCCUGCGCGCUGACGCCACCGGCGACGCAUCGCUCGAGAUCGUCCGGCUCCUCAACCGCAUGAUCAAAGAGCGGCGGUUCAACGUCCACUCGAACGUGCUCUCGUGCCUGCUGUAUCUGCGGCUCAAGACCGAGCUCGGCGUGCGCGCGUCCGAGUCGCGUGCAGACAAAGAGCAGGGCAAGUCGUACUCGAAAGGACGCGCCGCAGCGCGGCGCGCGAAGGGGAAGAGCACCGCCACGCCGCACCUCAGCAAGAACGCGAAGAAGGCGCUGAAAGAGAGACAGGAGAUCCAGAAGGAGAUGCGCGAGGCGGAGGCGGAGGUCGACAGCGAGGAGCGCGCGGCGAUCCAAACGGAAACGCUGAAGCUGCUCUUCGUGCUGUACUUCCGCAUCCUGAAGCACCCGGCCCCGACGCCGCUGUUGCCGGCGGCGCUGCGGGGCAUCUCCAAAUUCGCGCACCUCGUGAACAUCGACUUCUUCCGAGAUCUGAUGCAGGUCCUGAAGGACAUCAUCGCGCGCGCGAGCGAGAGCGAGGGCGCAGACGAUGACGACGGCCGGCCGGACUCCACGGGCACAAAGCGCGCGCAAGACCAGCUGCAGUGCAUCGUCACCGCAUUCGAGCUCCUCUCCGGCCAAGGUGAGGCCCUCGACAUCGACCUGACGGACUUCAUCAACCGUCUCUACGCCAUCAUCCCCACGCUGAGCGUAGCGCCCAUCGAGGAGUCCGCCCCACCCAGCGCCUCCCUCGCCACCACCACCACCACCACCACCGCACCCGCUCCAAACCCGCCCAGCACCUCCGACACCCUCUUCCGCGCGCUGCACCUCGCCUUCGCCCCGCGCGCCGCCGCCCCGCCCUGGCGCGCCGCCGCCUUCACCAAGCGCCUGCUCGGCGCGGCGCUGCACUGGCCCCCCGCAAGCGCCGCGCGCGCGCUCGCGUUCGCAGCCGCGCAGCUCGAGCGCGAGCCCCGCCUCGAGGCGCUGCUCUCCUCGGACGCGCGCGCGGGCUCCGGUGGCGCGCACCGGCCGGAGCUCGACGACCCGCAGCUGAGCAACCCGUUCAGCGCGCCGCUCUGGGAGCUCCGGCUGCUCGCGCGGCACGGCGACGCCGCCGUGCGAGAGCGCGCGGGGCGGAUCCUGGGGGCGCACGCGUCGUAG
Molecule: messenger RNA, 2514 nt
Organism: Sparassis crispa
Lineage: Eukaryota; Fungi; Basidiomycota; Agaricomycetes; Polyporales; Sparassidaceae
Product: Nucleolar complex-associated protein
Exons: 8
Coding region: 1-2514 (837 amino acids)
Biological process (GO): DNA replication initiation
Cellular component (GO): nucleolus
Molecular function (GO): chromatin binding
Source: RefSeq, a predicted model, not a curated record